Daphnia pulicaria is the source of this 5821-nucleotide messenger RNA. Its product is annotated as rho guanine nucleotide exchange factor 10-like protein. Gene Ontology annotation, molecular function: guanyl-nucleotide exchange factor activity; protein binding. The record is from RefSeq and is a predicted model, not a curated record. The transcript is spliced from 15 exons. Bases 121 to 5376 code for a protein of 1751 amino acids. Gene Ontology annotation, biological process: positive regulation of stress fiber assembly; actin cytoskeleton organization. NCBI's taxonomy places the organism in Eukaryota, Metazoa, Arthropoda, Branchiopoda, Diplostraca, Daphniidae.
UAUGUUGGGAAGAAGUCGUAGCUGAGGAAUUUAUACAAUGAAGCUGUGAUGUAAGUGAAUAAUUUAAGUGGUAUUCAAUUGAUUGGACGAGUUUUAAAAUGUUAUCUGAGCCACCGAAAAAUGUCCGUAGUGCUCAAUUCUGAGUUGGCGACCGGCAUGGAUGGUUUAGGCGAAGUGAUCAUCGGCAACAAGAUCUAUUCUGCCCGCUAUGCCCAACCGCCGAGAGCCGUCCUGGAACAGGAAUCUGAUGGAGGCAAAGUGAUUCAUGGCCAAGGUGGCGCCGUUUUCCCGGACGCCGUUGUUCCUGGAAGUGACGCAAUCGGGAACGGUUCUACAUCCGACGAGAAUCGUUCUUGGCUCCAUCAGAUUCGCCCAAAAGGCGCCCUCAUAACCACGGAUUUAGAUGAGCUGCCUGUCGUUGAAGAACCGGAUUACAUCAAUCUCCGCAUCCGAUCUGACUCUCAAUCCACCGAUGAAGGAGAAACGACGCCGACUAUUUUCAAAGUCUCGGCAGGUCGCAAUGCAUCCACUAGCUCGUAUGGACGCGAGGAGAAUAUUUAUGAAGAAAUCAACGAACUGCAACGGCGCCUGGCCUUGGAAAAGCAGCAGUCAGUAGCCAUGGCAACGCGAGCACAACAACAUGUACCGGCUUUCCAGCAGGCGUCUACGAGCUUGGUGGAUGAAGUAAUGGACGAAGUGGCUCGCGUUCGCCGUGGCCACAAUAUAGUUCUCAAUCAACUGAAUCUGGACUUGGAGCAUUUUCUCAAACCGCAAACACCUGAGCCGUCGCCGCCGUUGCCGUUGCCGGAACAGCAACUGAAUCUCCCGCAAGAUUUCGAUGGUCUGGAUCAACUUGUCAAGAAUCGUUCUCAUAGCAUCGGUGAAAGUGCUUGUGAUAAAGUGUCGACAGUGUUUUCGACUCCGCCGACGGGCCGUUUGCCGCGGAAAUUUAUCUCGCACAAUCGCUCCAGCUCGUCGGUUUCGUUCACCAUGUCACAUCUAAUCGGAGCCGGUGAGCGAUCUUUAGUGCGUUGUGAGUCGCUUGACUUUACUGCCCACGAAGUUGGAGUCCAUCGUCGGCCUAGUGUUACCUCGCGCGGUUCUACUUCCACUUCGUCCUCGGUGGCAUCCAGCAAUCGAUCGGAUCCGCGUCAGAGCAUCCGCAACCUUCAUCAAGGCCUCCAGCAUGGAAUCCAAGGCCUCGCCGACUGGACGGAAAAGUGCGGGCAGAUGCUGGCCAAGCGGAGUAAGAAGGUGAUCGCCUUCGUCAAUAAAGAUCGACGCUCAACCUGUGAGGCCGAGCCUACCGCUGGUGAUGUUGCAGCUUCAGCUGCUGCUGCCGACUGCCUGGCCUCUUCACCAACUCUCGGUCUGCCUUCGACAAAUGGAAGCGAUGUGGUGGACUCGGAGAACAGGAUUUAUGAAGAUAUCGAUCAACAUUCUACCGGCAGCAAUUCUAUGGCCGGUCUGGAAACGUCGCCUGAUAGUUUGGCCGUCUCACCGGCCAAUGCCGCCGCCACCGAUUCCGGUUUCUCGUCCGGCCAGACAAACGGACGCCACAAUCACCAUCAAGUCCCAUGUAGCUCGGACGACAGUUGGGGAUCUGGCGAGUUUGAAACGUUUUCCUCGGACGAGGCCGUCGACGACGAUGACGACGAAGAUGCCGAAAAAAUCAAUUCGCCAACGAGAUCUGGCACUCUGCGAGCCCUGCUGACUGGCAAAUCUAUCCGAGACAAAUUGCGCGGAACGCGUAGUCGCAGUCGCGAAGAAGAUAAAUCGAGUUGUGCUGCUGCUAUGGAGACGCCGACUGCUGGACGUGGUGUCACCUCGCCGCCGUCUGGAGAGCGUCGUUUUUCCCGUCUCUUUUCGCUGAGACGCUCCUCCGCCAGCCUCCCGUCUCCCAGUGCUCACAAUAGCAGCAGCAGCAGCGAUAACUCAUUCAUUUCGGCUGGUUCCACUCCGUCAUCCAGCGGCAAUCCGGUGGCAGAGUCGAUGGCCAAAACCUCCAGCCCGUUCGGCCGACCGCUGCCAUUACCUCAACUGCUGGAAGAGGACGAGAUUAUGGCCGGAUUGGGUUUGGGCAACGGGAGUUCGACUUUGGGUUCCCUGUUUAUGCGACGUCAUCAGCCUCCAACGUUGCCGCCUAUCCCCCCGCAGCUGAGCGCGGAGCAACUCAAACGGCGCUACAUUGUCGCCACCAUUAUACACAGCGAAAAUUCUUACGUGUCCUCCCUUCAACGCCUUGUUAACGAAUAUAAGAAGCCGUUGGAAGAGAGCAAUCCACCUAUUCUUGGUUCGAACAAGAUAUCGACGCUGUUCCACCGCUUACCGGAGAUCCUGCACUGCCAUACGUUAUUUCGGCUGGCCCUGUCCGAGUGCGCUCGAACGUGGGACACAGAAGAAAAGAUUGGCGAUGUCUUUGUGGCCAACUUCUCCAAAGCUGUGGUUUUGGACAUUUACAGCGAUUUCAUCAAUAAUUUCUCACAGUCGCUGGAGGUAGCCAAGCAAGAGUCAAAACGCAAAUCCGCCCUAGCUGAUUUUCUCAAGGUCAAACAAAUAUCCUCUCACGACCGGUUGUCGUUCUUCGGUCUCAUGGUCAAACCAGUUCAAAGAUUCCCUCAAUUCAUCCUCUUGCUUCAGGAUUUACUGAAGCACACUCCGCAAGGCCACCAGGACCGCAUGUCGUUGCAGUUAGCCCUAACGCAACUGGAAAGUUUGGCCGAGUUGCUCAACGAACGAAAGCGGGAAACGGAGCAGUACCAGGCUUUCCGUGACACGCUGCGCCACGUUUCGGGCAAAUUUUCACUUCGCCCGCUGGCCGAUAACAACCGAUACCUCCUCCGUCAGGAUAAUAUGAAUCUCGUGGAAUUCAACCAAAGUGGGAUGAUUUCCAAAACAAAAGAGCGACGCUUGUUGUUGCUCAACGACCUACUCGUCUGCGUCACCGUUGCCUCUAAAUCGGGAGAUGAUUAUCGAAACUCAUCCGAGAGACUAACGCUCAAAUGGGCGUUCCCAAUCACCGAUGUGGAGGUGGAAGAUACGAGUACAUCACCCACACUCAGUCGAUUGCUCUCCUCCGGCUCUAACAUGCGAUCCUCAGAAGCCAUUAGCGGCGUUGAUAAUCUGUGCCAAGAAAUGAACCAGCUGAUGCAUGAUUAUGAAGUGAUUACGCGCAUCGAUUCACUGAUUGUUACCCUUCACGGCCAAUACGAGACUUUGGAUAGGAUUGCAACGCGAGCCGCUUUGAAUCGCAUCCAGCAGCAGCUCCAGCAAAAGGAUGAAGAGAUGGCAUGGAUCGAUUCGUGCUGUCUACAGCUGUUGGUUCGCAAUCGUUCCGGGAAGGAGGAAAAGUUCACGUUUCAAACCGAAUCGCCCGACAUUAGAAAAGAUUGGGUCAUAGAACUACGCCUGGCGCAGUUGGCCUUAGACCCCAAAAACUCACCCUCGUGGGAUGUACUUGAGCAAGAGAGGCGGCCUUCGACAAAGAUGCCUUUGUUUGUCAAAUCUCUGCCUGUCUACAGAUCGCACCAUGAAACUGAAGUGCGUUGCGGGUGUUUCUACACGAUUCUGGUGAGAAAAUCAGGGCCUAGUGUCCGCUGCCUGGGACCUCGCCUCCAAAAUUACCUUUGGGUAGUAACUAGCGAUGGUAUCAGUAGCCACGUUACUCUGUUGACCAGCCAACAGCCGGUCGGGCCGUCCUUGAAAGAAGCCGGUGCCUUCAGUUUAGUAGAGGUCAAAGUUACAUCGGUCGAGUUCUCGCCGGGAACGCAAAUCCUCUACGAUAACGAGUCGACGGAUCAAAUUCGAGGCGAUUUGGUUUGGCUGGGAACAGAAAGUCGAAGAAUUUUACUUUAUUCGGCUCACGAGCCGAGCAAAACGGGGCAGGUGGGUUCGCUCAAUCUUCCGGCGCCCGUCGUUCAACUGCGUUAUCACUGGGACCAAAUGUUUGUGGCUCUGGCCAACGGAAUUGUGGCCAUAUUUAAGCGCAACAGUAUCGAGGGUGGCUGGGAGCUGAACGCUCCCGCUACGCUCGUUUCCAUGGGAGAUGAACCGGUUGUGUCACUGCUGCCCAUCGGUUCCGCCCUUUACGCCGCUUGCGGUCGAAGUGUAUUCGUUCUCGACGGAAUCACCGGCGAAAUUCUGCGCAAUUUCAGUGUGCAACAAGACCACAGUGGAACCAUCAGUGCCAUGGCCCACUCGGGUGUCGGUUUAUGGAUAUCCCUGCGCCACAGCAGCACCAUCUGUUUGUACCACACGGAAACUUUUCGUCAUCUGCAAGACAUUAACGUGGCGUCGAAUGUCAAUCGCCUAACAGGGAAAAAGCUUUCGUGCAAUGUCCACGUCACCGCCCUAAUGGCCUCAAAAGGCCUUUUGUGGGUAGGGACCAAUGUGGGUAUCGCACUUAGUAUCCCUCUACCUCGGCUCGAAGGUGUGCCCAUCAUUAGUGGUAGGGCCAACGUAUCUCACCACGCCCACAGCGGGCCGAUCACCGUUUUCCUGACGAUGCAAAUGCAAAGUAAACCCACCAUGUCGCCUGCCUAUCCUUCCGUUUCGAUUCCGCAACCGGUUUCACUGCCAUCUAGUCUGCCGCCCAGCGGAACCAUCCAAGAAGAAAGUGAGAACGAGUCGACGUCGCCGCGCAGUAAGCCCGUGGCCAGCAUCAACCAGCUGGCCAGUCAUUUCAACACGGUGCCUAAAGUUCGCUCGCCACUGCUCGACAGUCCCUUGGUAUUGAGGCGUCGAAGCAAAGAAUCUUCUCCCUUGCUGGGCAAGCGGGUGUCGAGGACGUUGCCGAGAGGUCACGUUUUGUCCGCCACCGAGUGUGAUAUUUUCGGUCUUUACGGCGAACUUAUGAACAUUAAGGACUACGAGGAAGCCGAUGGAAGUGGGUUGAUGGGUGGCGGAGGCGGGGCUGGGGCCGGCGCGGUCAACAGUAUGUACGAAACGCUUCGGCGGAGUGAUCCCGACCUAGCUGCUAUUCCUGCCAAAGUCAGCACGCUGGACCGGCGGUUACACAUGAAAGCGGCUCGACCGCGCUCGCUGGAUCUGUCCAAUUGGUCGGUGGACUCGCGCUCGUCCCUCUACACGACGUCUUCGGGUUCGGAGGAUUCUGCCAGCCACACGAUGACGCCCAGUGCCACGAUGUCUACGAUGAGCAGCGGUCAGACGGCGACGCUGAAGCGCUGCCACCAACGCAAUUCAGACACGUUGAAAUCAUCUGUGGAAAAUCCCCGAACGGUGCUGACUCUUUCCGGUGGCCGUGGAUAUAUUUACACACACCAGAGAUGUCAACACGAAGGCGAACGGAAAAACUCGGUUCCUAGUCCAGCCAACAUCAACGAUGCCCAUAUCAUUUUAUGGGAAAUGAAAUUGUGAAAGUCUAAUCUUUCUCACUGAAAUAUUGACAAAUUGCAGCUGAAUGGCAGUUCUAAAAAAUAUAUGUUCCUUUGUUUAUUCCUUUGUGUGUGUGUGUGUGUAUUUUUCGUUUUGUUUCCCAUUUGGAGCUAUCGCGUAUUACGUUAUUUUUUUCCAGUUUCAAAAAGUACUGUGUCCGGAUGUACUCGAAUUUUUUCAUUUGUUUAGUUACUCUCAGAGUUGAAGUGGUUCGACACAUGCGCAGAAGAAGACUAUGCUUUCAUUUCUACGUUCCAUUGUCUUUUGUAUUCCCUUGUAUAUCAUCAUCUAUGUUGGCCCAUUGUAUUCUGUAUUCUUCCGCAAAGCGCCUUGGUCACAAAACACAAGAUUGGAAACAAAACGGAAAUAUAUAUAUAUUUUUUCUUGUUUCGUUUUUCUGUAUAAAUAAAUUCCAGUCCAAAUCGAG